This is a messenger RNA of Nymphalis io (European peacock), 1454 nucleotides long. RefSeq lists its product as uncharacterized. The coding region runs from base 124 to 987 and encodes 287 amino acids. The record is from RefSeq and is a predicted model, not a curated record. NCBI's taxonomy places the organism in Eukaryota, Metazoa, Arthropoda, Insecta, Lepidoptera, Nymphalidae. The transcript has 7 exons.
GUCGCUGCCGUGAACGGAUGUCUCAUACGCUGACGAGGCCUGAAUAUAAUACGACGAACUUUAUGUUACGUCACGUUUGAUAGUGAGGUUCUAGUGGCAUGGUGGUUCAAUGAUUACGUUAAAAUGGUGCGGCGUAAAGAUAAACGCUUUACGCAUCUGUGCGCGGUGUUCGUGUGGCUGUUAACCUGUUUUAACGGACUGAAUGCUGUGAAGAUAGUGAAAGUUGUGGUACCAGAAAUAAUUCAAUACGGUGUACAAGAUGCCGUUAUAUUAGACUGUGAUUAUACUUACGGUAAUAAUACCUCAGGGUUAGUAGUGAAAUGGUUCUUCAAGAACAAAGCGAGGCCUGUGUAUCAAUGGAUUGCGUCGCAGAAACCUCAGGAUAUGGGAAUAUUGCGAGGUCGAGUCGAUUUGACGUAUCGAGCUUCAAGCGAUCCUUUAAAAAUGCAUAGGGCUCUUCGUAUAGUGAAACCGAAUACGGACAUUUCGGGUGACUAUACUUGUGUCGUGUCGACAUUUAUGGAGGAAGAUUCAAGGACGAAACAAAUGAUUGUUUUCGUACCGGAGACGAACUUCCGCCUGAUCCAGAACAAGACUGACGAUGAUACCGUGAACGUCAUCUGCGCAGCGGAAGGUGCGUUCCCUGCGCCGAAUUUGACACUAGCCACGCCGGAAAGGCGACUAGACGGUGUGUCUCACAGUCUGAAUUUGGUGAAUGGACGGUACUCAGCCGUCGCGUCCGUCACGCUGUUGGAUGCUGAUUUGCCGUCACCAGCGGAGUUCAUUUGCACUUUGCGGAUACCACUCGCAAACUACGCAGUCCGGAAAGAGGCUAUUUACUAUCCAGGACCAAUCAGCACUACCCCGGAGAUGCCGACUGCUGCUGAUAUGCAACUAGCGGCUGCUGUAGGAUCUAAAGGUGCACAUUUGUAUGCAGCAGUAACAAUGAUUCUGAUGCCUGCUUUAGCUCAAUUAAUUUUAUCAUAAAUAAUAAUAACAAAGAUUUCAAAGCAUUACGAACAGCAUCCUUAACGUUUAUAUUUAAGCCAGCAGUCAACAAUUCAUCAUAAGCAUGAACCUGAACCGGAUCUCUCUAGUCAUAAUACCCAAUUUUUCACCAAAAAUUAUAACACACUUUAAGUGUGUUCAAACACUUCCUUUCAAUUGAAGUUUAGCUUCUGUGUCUACAUUAAACGCGCUAUCUGAUAAGUAACUUAGGUAAAAAAAUUGUACAGAUCUAUUACGUGAAUUUUCAUACUUAAAUAUUUUUCUUAAUAAAAAAUGGUAUAAAUGUAAAUAGCGUUCCCUAUUUAUAUUGAAUUGUAAAAACUAUUGUGUAGAUAGAGUAUUAUGAGGGCCUAAGAUUGGACGCUUUUUAAGUAGACAAUUUAAAUUUAUUUUAAACUCAAUUAAAUUAUUUGCAUUAUAAUCGCAGUUGUCAAACCAAUCAGGAU